UUUGUCCCAGGGGCUCUCGGAGCACAAGGGAAGUUUGCCUACAAGCUGAUGAACGAUCUGUUUGCCAACUACUCCAAUGCUCUGCGCCCUGUAGAAGACAUGGACAAAGCCAUGAAUGUGACCCUGCAGGUCACCCUCUCCCAGAUCAUAGACAUGGAUGAGCGCAACCAGAUCCUGAUGGCUUAUCUGUGGAUCCGACAGGUGUGGUUUGAUGCCUACCUGCGCUGGAACAAGGACGAUUAUGAUGGGCUUGAUACCAUCCGUAUACCUAGCAGUUAUGUAUGGAGACCUGAUAUUGUCCUAUAUAACAAUGCUGAUGACCAGUUCACAGGAUCUAUGGAGACCAAUGUUGUUAUCAGAUAUGAUGGACAGAUCAUGUGGGAUUCCCCAGCCAUUACCAAGAGUUCCUGCAAAGUCGAUGUCUCCUUCUUCCCCUUCGAUAGGCAGCAAUGUCGCUUGACCUUUGGCUCUUGGACAUAUAAUGGCAACCAGAUCGAUAUCCUCAACCACCUGGAUACUGGAGAUCUGACAGACUUUGUAGAAAACGUAGAAUGGGAAGUGCUGGGCAUGCCUGCCAAGAAGAAUGUUAUCACAUACGGGUGCUGCUCUGAGCCUUAUCCUGACGUCACCUACACAUUGAUGCUAAAGAGGAGAGCUUCCUUCUACAUAUUCAACCUGCUCCUCCCCUGUGUCAUGAUAUCAUUUCUUGCUCCCCUUGGCUUCUACCUUCCAGCUGACUCUGGGGAGAAGGUCUCUCUUGGUGUCACUGUCCUGUUGGCUCUCACUGUGUUCCAACUGCUGGUGGCAGAGAGCAUGCCACCUUCAGAAAAUGUGCCACUGAUUGGAAAGUAUUAUAUUGCAACUAUGACAAUGAUAACUGCUUCAACAGCUCUAACUAUUUUCAUUAUGAAUAUCCAUCACUGUGGGCCAGAGGCAAAGCCGGUUCCAAAGUGGGCCAAGAAGUUUAUCUUGCAAUAUAUGUCCAGGAUAUUCUUUGUGUAUGAGGUGGGGGAAAGUUGCAAAAGACCAAAACCUGAGACAGAGCCUGAGAAGUUACCCAAGGUCCAAGUGAAUGGGCAAGCCAAAUGGGAGGAACCCGCAGCCAAAGUUAAUAACUUUCCAGACAUUGAGAAGCCGAAACUUGAAGAAAAUAUAGAAGAGCAAGAUCUGGGUUAUGGAAAUGCAUUUAGAAAUGGUGAUGGUGCCUGGAAAGAUUAUGGUCAACCACAUGUGAGAUCAGAGGAGCAUAAUGAAUGUUCUAAGAUCAAUUGUCUGUGCCACAAUGAGCGUCUGCUCAAAAACAUUGAAUAUAUGGCCAACUGCUUUAGAGAGCAAAAGGCAGCUCAGAAACGGACCGGGGAAUGGAAGAAAGUUGCCAAGGUCAUGGAUCGAUUCUUCAUGUGGGUUUUUUUCAUCAUGGUGUUUUUCAUGAGUGUGCUGAUCAUGGGCAAAGCCAUUUGA
This is a messenger RNA of Bombina bombina (fire-bellied toad), 1461 nucleotides long. It is a transcript of the gene CHRNA10, whose product is annotated as cholinergic receptor nicotinic alpha 10 subunit. The transcript is spliced from 4 exons. NCBI's taxonomy places the organism in Eukaryota, Metazoa, Chordata, Amphibia, Anura, Bombinatoridae. Gene Ontology annotation, cellular component: postsynaptic membrane; neuron projection; synapse. The annotation marks the transcript as partial. The record is from RefSeq and is a predicted model, not a curated record. Gene Ontology annotation, biological process: regulation of membrane potential; signal transduction; nervous system process. Gene Ontology annotation, molecular function: acetylcholine-gated monoatomic cation-selective channel activity; transmembrane signaling receptor activity.